This is a messenger RNA of Eriocheir sinensis (Chinese mitten crab), 3542 nucleotides long. RefSeq lists its product as uncharacterized. NCBI's taxonomy places the organism in Eukaryota, Metazoa, Arthropoda, Malacostraca, Decapoda, Varunidae. The coding region runs from base 29 to 820 and encodes 263 amino acids. The record is from RefSeq and is a predicted model, not a curated record. The transcript has 2 exons.
UACCGGUGCCCAGGUGGAGCAAGACGACAUGUGGUGGUUAACUGCUGUGGCGUGCGUGGCGGCGUGUGUGGGGCUGUGGGGCGGCGCGGCGGCUGAGCCGGAGCCGAAGCCUGAGCCUGAGCCUGAGCCUGAGCCCCUGCUGCUGUACUCGGCCAUCCCGUCGUGGGCGGCGCAGAUGUUCGGCACCCCGCAGGAGAUGGCGCAGGCCGCCGCCGCCUCCAUGACGCAGCGCACGCAGAUCAGCGCCCCGCACAGCAUAGUGUUCCGGCCCGCCGGGAUUGCCCCCUCGCCCCUGGUGGCGAUCAGGGACGCCCAGGCCGCGCCCCCACACGUGGUGGCCCUGCGGCAGCCCACCACACACAACGUGCAGCUGCUGCAGCGGCCCGUCUCCUUCCUGCCCUACCCCCUGCUGCUGCACGCCGCGCACCUCAGGGUGCCCUACCACACGCUGCCCUACGACACACGCUUCAGGCCACCCGCCCUCUUCUACCCCGCCCCGCCCGCCUACACCUACUCCCACUCCCGCCCCGCCCACCUCGACGACGACGACGACGACUGCGACGAGGUGGCCGCGGAGCAGGCCGUGGUGGACUCGCGACCGACCUACGUGCGCGUCGGCCACUUCCCGCAGGAGCUGCCAAGCCUGAUGAGCCUCCGGGCGGUGGGCGGCGAGGGCGAGGAUGACCUCCCCGCCGCGCCCGCCGGCAUCGCUCAGGCCCUGAUGCCCACCUUCAGCAUGGUGCCCUUCACCAACGCCAAGGCCCACCCCAGCCUGCGGGACGUGCAGCCCUCCACAGACGGGGCCGUCGCCGUUGCCUAGGCCGCCACGCCCGCCCUGCCAAGGACCCUGCCACCCCCCCACCCCACCCCCUUCACACCCCUCCACUCAGCCCCGCCCCGAAGAACACUUCAGACCCUCAAGUGACCCCUUCAAACAACUCACAGGUCCCCUUCAGAUUACCCCCCAGACACUUCCAACAUCCCCUUCCCUCCCUUUCCAGCCCCCACCCCCUUCAGGCACCCAGCAGCAGCGUGAGGCCCUUCAGCUUUAUCGAAUGUUUCCAGGGAUGCUGACCCUUCACCGCCCUUCACUUCACUCGUAUAUUUAUCUCACCCCUUCCCUUCCCUUCCCCUCUCUGCCUCUCUUACACAUGUCCCUUCUCUUCCCUUCACAUCCCUGGCGUUACCAAUCACAACGGCCUUGCGUUUGUUCGUUUGUGUGUGUGUGUGUGUGUGUGUGUGUGUGUGUGUGUGUGUGUGUGUGUGUGUGUGUGUUCCUCAAUAUGCAAGAGGAACUAACCAAAAAAAAAAGAGAAUAUUGCAAUUGUAUAUAAACACUGUAAUACCACGACCCCUCCCCCUCCCUAACCCUUACCCUCUCCCCCCUCACCCCUUACCCCCUCACCUACACACCUGCCCCUCCGCCCCACAUACACCUCCCCCCUUCACACCUAACACACUUACACACACCUUCACCCCAUUUUUACAAGUUACCAACCGUGAAAGAGGGGAGCGUGCGACCCCCCUCCCCCCCUUCAAAUCCCUCUCCGCCCAUCCCCCCCCCCCCCUCGCCACCACCGCCGCCGCCGCCACGGAUGUCUGGGAGAAGCCACCAAAAAGGUUACAUUUAAAGAGAAUUAAAGAGUAUGUUAUUUUUUUAUAGUGGCAUCCUCCUCCUCCUCCUCCUCCUCCUCCUCCUCCUCCUCCUCCUCCUCCUCCUCCUCCUCCUCAUUCCUCUUGCAGUAAUUCAUUCACAAGCCACGAGUUUUUAUUCUCUCUCUCUCUCUCUCUCUCUUGUUCUCCUUGUCCUUCCCCAACCUCGUUUCUUACCCUCUUCCUCCUCCUCCUCCUCCUCUCAUUACCUCCAGCACAUAGCCUUCUGUCCCUCCUUCCCUCCCCUCCUAUUCCCCUCCCUGUCAAUUCCUCCUCCUCCUCCUCCUCCUCCUCCUCCUCCUCCUCCUCCUCCUUCUUCUCCUCCUCCCUUAUCCUAUCCUCCACAUCCCCACCAAGAACUGUUCCCCCUCCUCCUCCCCUCCUCCUCCUCCUCCUUUCUUCCAUUACCGCAACCCGUCCACUUCUCCCCUUGUCUUCUCCUCCCCCUCUUCCUCCCCCUUCCCCUUACCCCCCGCCCCCCUUCAACCCCUCCCCCUCCCCCCCUUCCCGUCCUUCCCUGUCUGUCUGUUACCGUUUCCCUAACCAGCCUGUCCUGCGCCACCCUCCCAAGGCCGUCCACCUCCUCCACCUCCUCCUCCUCCUCCUCUUCUUCUUCCUGGUUCCUUUUUAAUUCCCUCGGGGUAUUGAUAGCAACCUUGCGUAACCCCGUUGAUAGAAUGUCCUCCUCCUCCUCCUCCUCCUCCUCCUCCUCCUCCUCCUCGGCCAGGGAAGACGAAGGCACUGAAGGAGGCGUGUCUCUUGUGCCUAUUUUGGGCCUCUUAAAUAUUUGCUUCUCUUCGGCCUAUGUACUGAAGAGGAGGAGGAGGAGGAGGAGGAGGAGGAGGAGGAGAAAGAGGAGGAGGAGGAGGAUGUAAGUCAACAGACCCUUCAUACUGGCUCUCCCUCACACCCUUACAGCCUACUACUACUACUACUACUACAAUUAUCACUACUACUACCACUACUACUACAAUUAUCACUAGAUUUACAUAACUCUCUCUCUCUCUCUCUCACACCACACCCACCACUACUAACACCACCACCACUACCAACACCAUCACCACUACUAACAACACCACCACCACCAUUACUAAUACCACCUCUGACACCACCAUUACUAAUACCACCUCUGACACCACCAUUACUAAUACCACCUCUGACACCACCAUUACUAAUACCACCUCUGACACCACCAUUACUAAUACCACCUCUGACACCACCAUUACUAACACCACCACCACCACCACUACUACUAACACCACCACCACCACCAUUACCACCACCACUAACACCACCACCACGACCACCCCAAAAUACCUAUCCACUUCCCUAUAAUUACCUUAACAAUCCCCCUUUACCUUUCCCUUACCUUCCCUUUGAUUCCCUUCCCUUCAAUUCUUCCCUACCUUACCUCCCUCUUUUCUUCUACUUCCCUUCCCUCCCUUUCUUCCUUCCCUUCAACUCAUUUUUCUUACCCUACCUUUCCCCUUCCCUUCCCUUCCCGUCUUAGCUUCUGGGUAAAUCCAUUUCUUUUAGAUUUACCUUCCCCUUUACACAAUUAAAUAAUGGGGAAGAGGGAGAAGGGGAAAGGAGGAGAAUGUAUACUUAUAAUGCAUUAACUAUUACCUCCCCUUCCCCAUUCCCUCCCAUCCUCUUCCCCUUCCCUCCCUUCCCAUUCUCCUUCCUUCUCCUCCCCCUCACAAUGACUUAUGGUAUAUCAAGGAUGAUGUACACUACUCUCCUCCUCCUCCUCCUCCUCCUCCUCCUCCUUCUCCUACUCCUCCUCCUCCUCUUCACCACCACCACCAUAACCACCACCACCGCCGCCGCCGCCGCCGCCUGGUACACCGCGCUUUAUACAAUGAAUAAAUAAACAUAUGAUUAUUGUC